AUGAAAAUUUCUGGAGCUGUUCUGUUCUUGGUUGUCAUCAUUGCUGCCCUCUGCUGUCAAGUCAAUGUAUCACCCUAUGGUCCUGGCAUCCCAACCAUUUGCUGCCUACAUUUCACCAGCAGAAAUAUCCCUCCAAAUUUGGUGGUAACCUAUAAGAGCACCAGCAGCCCAUGUGAGAAUAAAGCUAUUAUCUUUAUCACAAAACGAGGCCUCAACAUCUGUCCUAAGCCAAAGGAACAGUGGGUCCAACAUAUUAUGAACCAAUUAGACAACCAGAAAGCCAAGACCCAGAGGCCAGGUAGGCUACUGACCCUUCCUCAUCCCCCUGCUUAUCAUGAUUCCAAAAUGGUUGGAGAAUAA
Dromiciops gliroides (monito del monte) is the source of this 360-nucleotide messenger RNA. Its product is annotated as C-C motif chemokine 3-like 1. The record is from RefSeq and is a predicted model, not a curated record. Lineage: Eukaryota; Metazoa; Chordata; Mammalia; Microbiotheria; Microbiotheriidae. The transcript is spliced from 3 exons. The coding region runs from base 1 to 360 and encodes 119 amino acids. Gene Ontology annotation, molecular function: CCR chemokine receptor binding; chemokine activity. Gene Ontology annotation, cellular component: extracellular region. Gene Ontology annotation, biological process: monocyte chemotaxis; cellular response to tumor necrosis factor; cellular response to type II interferon.